CGAUGAAAGUCUCGUGGAUUUUCACAGUGCUUAUUGCAGCACCUCUUUUGGCUAUUUUUAUACAAUUUUGGCUAUACGAUCGACUACCCUCACCUUCAGGAAGGUACACAGUAGGUACUACAGAUAUUCUUAUAUACAGACCAAGUGGAGCUUGGAAAUUUGUGAACUGCACCCAAGCCAAUGUUUGUGUCUUUGGAGGCGGUCCUUAUAUUGCACCUGAGAUAGAUAAGGGACUUCCAAUAGAUAUAUCUCCACCAAAGAAACUUAUGGUGCAAGUAUUUUAUCCAUCGAAAGAGAAAGAGCAAACAACUCAUUUCAUAACAAAAUGGUUGUCAGUGACACAAGAUAGCAAACGAGCUUCCAUCCUUCCAGAUGUUUCUUUUUUGAAAUGGUAUCAAAGAUAUCCACAUCCUUUGGUAAAGGCAACUGUCCAACUGUUUGGUGCUCGACCAGCCUAUGCGUUUUUGUUGUCCAUAGCCAGUUGGAUGAAAAGUCCGAUGUUGUCAGAUGUUCCUUUAGCCCACUCGACUGAACCUUGGCCUGUUGUAUUAUUUAGUCAUGGACUCUUUGCAAACAGAUUAAGUUAUUCAGUGCUAUGUGCGGAAAUGGCGUCUCAUGGAUAUAUCGUUGUCUCAGUGGAUCAUACCGAUGGUUCAGUUCCUUUAGUAUACUUUAAGGAUGGAGAUGUUCUCUUUUAUCGAAAGUUAACUCAAGAAGAACGUGAAACACCAGCAGUAUCCCAAACUAUACGUAUCUUGCAAGCUCAUCGUCGAGUUGUAGACCUUCAAGUAGCAUUAGCCUCAUUGAAAGUAUUAAACGAAGAAUCCAAAAAUCUCGUGAAUCUUCCAACUCAUCUUGACUUUAGAGGCAAAAUAAAUCUAAAGGAAGUGACAGUUAUGGGUCAUUCUUUUGGAGGCGCAACUAGCCUUAUUGCUUGCUAUUUAGAGAAGAGAUUCAGUAAGUGCUUAGCUCUCGAUCCAUGGAUGGAAGCAGUUCCAGAUGAAUUGAGCAAUAGCUUUUCUCAGUUGAAUGCGUCAGUUGUUUGCAUACAUACGGAAAAAUUUCAAACAGAGACUUCUUUGAAAAAAGUUGCAGUUAUUUUGAAGCAAAGUCAACAAAGUGGAUAUUUUGCAGCUCAUUGGAAACUGAAAGGCGCUUCACAUGAAGCUCAGGCUGACUAUUCAAUUUUGUUGCCUCAUCAUGUGCAGAGAAUAUUGAAUAUGAGCAUAAGUGAGAUGCCUCCCAAGUUGGUUCAUGAGUUGGAUAAUCAAAUCGCUCUCCAAUUUCUAAAGGAUCCUCAAAGUCUAAAUGGAAUGAUAGAGAAUCAGUCCUUGAGUCGUUAUGUACAAGCAUUACCAUUCUAAAGGAAUACUUGUUGUGCUUCUUUUUUUUU
Molecule: messenger RNA, 1393 nt
Organism: Galdieria sulphuraria
Lineage: Eukaryota; Rhodophyta; Bangiophyceae; Galdieriales; Galdieriaceae
Product: 1-alkyl-2-acetylglycerophosphocholine esterase
Exons: 2
Coding region: 3-1364 (453 amino acids)
Molecular function (GO): 1-alkyl-2-acetylglycerophosphocholine esterase activity
Source: RefSeq, a predicted model, not a curated record